Molecule: messenger RNA, 1761 nt
Organism: Suillus paluster
Lineage: Eukaryota; Fungi; Basidiomycota; Agaricomycetes; Boletales; Suillaceae
Product: MFS general substrate transporter
Exons: 20
Coding region: 47-1483 (478 amino acids)
Biological process (GO): transmembrane transport
Cellular component (GO): membrane
Molecular function (GO): transmembrane transporter activity
Source: RefSeq, a predicted model, not a curated record
GUGCGCUCUCUAAGUCAGAAAUGUAUGCAAUUUUGGAUCAUACAAUAUGACGUACGUCGCGAACACUGUUCCUGCUGGUCGCCCGACUUCUAUCAGCUCUGAACACAAGCAGCAUGAUGAGAAGCGGCUGAACUCGGAUUCGAAUCUCAAAAAUGUGCCGACGCUGACGCCAGAACAGGAGAGAAGACUGUGGAGAAAGGUUGACUUGCGGUUGGGGCCUAUCCUCAGUUUGAUGUUUCUAAUGUCUUUCCUUGACAGAGGUAACAUCGGUAAUGCGAAGUUGGACGGACUCGUCACUCAGCUGGACCUCACGGGAAACAAAUUUAAUAUCGCAUUGACGAUGUUCUUCAUACCAUACUGCCUGUGUGAAUGCCCCGCUAAGUUCGCAAUCACUUUAACAUGGGGGAUAGUCAUAUACCCUCAGCUUGUUGCAGUGCGAGCCUGUCUUGGCAUUGCCGAGGCAGGUUUGUUCCCUGGUGUCAUUUAUUACCUUACUUUCUGGUAUCCGAGACACAUGCUACAAUACCGCAUUGGCAUGUUUUUUGGCGCUGCGACAAGCGCAGGUGCCUUUUCCGGUUUACUGGCCUUUGCGAUCAAUCACAUGAGUGGCACAGCGGGACUCGAAGGAUGGUCUUGGAUCUUCUUGCUCGAAGGCCUUGCAACAAUAGUUAUAGCCAUCAUUGCUCCCUUUGUGAUGGUAGACUUUCCCGACACAGCUAAGUUCUUGACCCCGGAAGAGCGUGCUUUUAUUGUCUGGAAGAAAAAAUAUGACAAUUCGUCAGUCGGUGAGGAAGAGAGGUUUGCGGUGAGGUACGUCUGGGCCGCGUUCGGGGACUGGAAGGUGUGGCUUCAUAUCCCCCUUUUCAUGUCAAUUGCUGGACCUUUGAAUGGCAUCACUCUGUUUCUCCCCUUUGGAUACAGUACAUCGAUCAGCCAGUUGCUCACCGUACCACCAUAUGUCGCUGCAACUAUCACAUUAGUCAUUUUUGGGUAUUACUCGGAUAAGUUGAAGAUGCGAUAUCCUUUCAUUCUUGCCGGCCUCGUAAUGUGUCUUAUCGGCUUUUCAAUAAAUAUAUCUACUGCACCUGAUGGUGUAAAGUACUUUGGGACUUUUCUCAUUGUCAUGGGAAGCUAUGCAGAGCUUCCUGGCGUAGUUUCUUGGCUCUCGAACAAUCUCUCCGGUCAGUACAAGAGAGGUGCCGGCAUGGGCCUCCUUGGCCUCGGAAACUUCAGUGGUGCAAUCGCAUCCGUCAUCUAUCGAUCGCAAGACUCACCGCGGUUUAUUCUCGGGCACGCAUUGGAGCUCAUGUUUGUCGGGAUUGGAUUCAUAACUUUACCAAUCUUGGUCUUCCUUUACAAGAGGGUCAACGCACAACGCGAGGCCGAGCGCCUCGCAAUGGAAAGUGGAGAAGGAUUGCAAUACUCGGACGAGGAACUACGGGAGUUGGGAGACCGUGCGCCUGACUUUAGAUACACAUUGUAGGCAGUGACGCAUUUAUACUUCGUGACCUGGUAUCGAGGAUGUAACAUCAUAUUUAUGGCAUUUAUUGUCUUUGUGUAACCCGGUCCCAACCCUAUAUAUACAAACUGCAUGUUACUUAUUAGCGCAGGGUUGACGAGGUUGUUCUCUCUUAUAAACUAACCACAACUUGUUGCGCAGUCGUCAUUGUCCCGACCGAUGUACUUACACUAUGUAGGCUCCAUUAGAAGCUCCAAAUGGGACCCACAUAAGUAGUGAAGAUCGUGGUCAUUAUUGCAAGC